AUGGCAGAAACAUGUGAUCUUCAUGGCUGGAACCUGAAUCAGACGAUACAGGAGGUGUGGCAACUGCUUCUCAAAGAGGAAGAAGAUGAAACAGUCUACAAACUACCAACGUUCAUCAUUCUGGCCAUCCUGAUGCUGGUAGGCCUGCCUGGCAACAUCCUGGUCCUGCUCGUCUACGGCUUCCGGUUCCCAGCAUCCACCACCAAGAACUUCAUCAUGGCUAUGGCGGUGUUUGACCUCAUUAACUGUCUCCUUGGAGUGCCCUUCGAGAUGGUUGACCUGAGAUACGACAUGCAGUUAGACAUUGCUGUGGUUUGCAAGAUUAUCCGGUUCUGGAUCUCGCUGAGUGCCUGUGGAUCUGUCACCGUUCUAGUUGCUGUGUCCGUGGAUCGCUUCCGGCGGAUCUGCCAACCGUUCCGGAAACAGAUGACUGUCAGACAGAGCAAGGUGGUCAUUGCAAGCAUGACACUGCUCUCUGUGACUUUCGCGGUCCCAGCCCUCAUUUUGUACGGUCGGCACACGGAAAUCCGGUAUGGUAUGGAACUGCACGACUGCUCCAUCGAUGACGUCUACAAGACAGGGACGUUUGCUGCCAUCUACCAGUACAUUCUAGGACUUACCUGGACGGCCUCCAUCAUUGUGUUGGUCGUUAUGUACAGUUUCAUCAUCUACAAGAUCCACCACCAGAAACAACGACGGCAGAAACUCUCCGGCCAUUCACUCGGGAGCACCACGGCAUUGAACACACGGAGAGUGGACACUACGGACCACAGCUGUCGGAAGUACAAUGGCAUCACGAGAUCAAGCAAUGAACACAGUUCUUUCGUCACAUGCAGACACGUUACAGCAACAGCCCCGAAUGGAACCUGCUGCAAGCGUACCUCGGGAAGCAGCGAUAACGAAUCUGCCAAGAGUAGAGGCAGUAGGUUUGUAAAUAGAUUGUUUUCUAGGGACGUGAAUCCAAUAUUAGAAGAUGAAGACGACGAAGAAACAGCGGAUCAGAUUUAUGACGUUGAUGAGGAAGUCCUGCAAUUGUCAGACAGUGAAUGCAGUCCCAGAUUGAUCAGAUACCAGAAAACAAGUUUGAAUAACUACCUAGCUGACUCACAGGAUACAGGCUUCACGUACAGACCAGACAGUAUCCAACAGACUGAUGCAGCAGACUUCAUCCAGCAGACUGAUGUGGCAGACAUCAUCCAACAAACUGAUUUGACAGACAUCACUGACGAUACUGGUGCAGCCAUGCACAGAACUCGCAAAUACGGUCACUCUUUUGGGCGGUAUCGGCCCUGGGAAUCAGAUAAAUUGAUAUCUGGUGUGAGUACUACCAGUUCUUCCUGGGAUCGAAGCUGGAUUUCUCACAGCGACCACAAUGUCGCCUGUGCUGGAGUACAAGGCCAUUGUUACAGUUGCCAGACUGGUCGAUCAUCUUCGCUCUGCAGUCUGAAAUGUAUAGGGCAUCAGCAACAAAAUGGUGGCCCUAAAGAUACACCACGUUGCUGCGGAGACGAGGACUGUACCGUAUCGAAACAUAACAAAGAGGACAAGUCGCCAAGUCGAGCCCUAGAGAUUGGUACAGACAUGACACAACAAUCCAGUCGUGCAUCGUCACGUGCUUCCGCUGGCAGCAACCAGGUGUGUCACGGGCUGAGGGGGUCACACGUUACCCAACCUGGUGGGUGUGCUCAUGAACUGAGGACAUCACAGAAUGAAGACCCACAUUCACAAAACGGUACUCAUCAUCUCACAGACCCAGUAAAGACACACAAGACAGAGACAACUUUGUCGCUUGCCAAAAAGAAAAAAUCUAUUUCAAGGGAGAUAAAAACAUCUAAAGUUAGCAUCAUGAUGUUGAUGGUAACACUGGGUUUUGUGUUGAGUUAUCUUCCUCAUUUAUGCAUACAGAUUUUCAAAAGCAUUUCUCCCUCUACAGUAGAAAGACUCCUGUGCUCCAGUAGGGUCUACUUUCUGAUAUUACAUUUGUUAACCAGGUCGUUUUUCAUCAACAACGCCAUCAACCCGAUCAUCUACAGCUUCUACAACAAAACGUUCAGGGACCGUUGCUUACGUCUUCUCCGGAGACCCAAAUCCUUACUGCAGAGUUCAGAGCACCAUCCGGGCCAGGCACUGUCCUUCUCACAAGACAAUGAUACUUCUUAG
This is a messenger RNA of Candidula unifasciata, 2160 nucleotides long. Lineage: Eukaryota; Metazoa; Mollusca; Gastropoda; Stylommatophora; Geomitridae. The record is from the annotation of a GenBank genome assembly.